AUGGAUCAAGAAUUAAUCCCUUCACUAGAUCCACUAUCCGACAUUCUAAACAAUGGUCCGAUUUCGCUUCCAAUGCCAUCACAAUUUUCACCAGACAUGUUAGAUUGGUUCGAUCUCUUCGGCGGCUCCGAUAUUAGUUGUGAUCAUAACAAGGCCUCAUCAGCGAGUCAUGUGUCUGCCAAGGCCAAGAAUAUUGCAAGUGAAGGAGAUAAGAGUACUAGUGGUGAAAACAAAGCAAAAGUUUUUAGGAAGAAGAAGGCCAUUCCUCAAAGGAUCGCGUUUCAUACUAGAAGUGAUGAUGAUGUUCUAGAUGAUGGAUAUAGGUGGCGAAAGUACGGGCAGAAGACGGUGAAGAACAACCCUCAUCCCAGAGUGAAGAAGCAGAUCCAACGGCUCUCAAGGGAUUCCAGAAUUGUGGUGACUACGUAUGAAGGUGUCCAUAAUCAUCAUUGUGAAAAGUUGAUGGAGAGCUUGGGCCCACUUCUUAAACAGUUGCAAUUCCUUUCAAGAAUAUAG
Messenger RNA from Morus notabilis, 516 nucleotides. Its product is annotated as probable WRKY transcription factor 43. The record is from RefSeq and is a predicted model, not a curated record. Gene Ontology annotation, molecular function: DNA-binding transcription factor activity; sequence-specific DNA binding. Lineage: Eukaryota; Viridiplantae; Streptophyta; Magnoliopsida; Rosales; Moraceae. Gene Ontology annotation, biological process: regulation of DNA-templated transcription. Bases 1 to 516 code for a protein of 171 amino acids. The transcript is spliced from 2 exons.